Molecule: messenger RNA, 3339 nt
Organism: Myodes glareolus (Bank vole)
Lineage: Eukaryota; Metazoa; Chordata; Mammalia; Rodentia; Cricetidae
Source: RefSeq, a predicted model, not a curated record
GAGUGUAAAACAAGCAGAAUUCACAAGAGCUAGUUAUAAGAGAGUCUAUGGUACUAACUCUGAAAUUAAGGUACACCUUAAUUCUGAGGUGUUCAUGUUCAGCAAGGGUACUUACUUGGGCCUUUGUACAUCAAAACUGACUCAGAACUCCAGUGACAAAGCCCUCUGUAGCCUAGACUUCUGGCUUCUAGGAAAUGAGGGUCCACCCUGAUGGAUGGAUUUGGGUGGUACACCAAGUGGUGACUACAUUAUUAUCAUCCAAUGUCGGUGGCUCCCUAUCGGUUUCAGGAACAAUGUAACUUUUCUGAUCCCUGAAGUGUUGUCUCCCACUGCACUCUCUCCAAACAACAGACACUCUUUCCUCUACACAGUUCUUGCUCUUCCCUGUGGGGGGAGAGGGGGAGAGCCAUCAGCAGUCUCCGAUUGUCAUGUUGUGUGCAGUCACAUCAACACACGGGAGGGUCAUUCUUCAAACCACCUUGGUAUGUGCAUAUGUGUUUCCUGAGCACUCAGAAGUCCUAGAUGGGCUGGUCAAGACUUAAUGAUAACAGGGAGUUCAUGCCUGCCCCCACCCCACAGGAAGUGGCGCCCAGCUCUCCCCACCUCAAUGCAGAUGCUUUUCCUGUUGGGAAUAAAGCGACAGAGACUCAACUUCCUUCCUUUCUGGAAAAGGAGGGGCCUUGGGGAGAAAAAGGGACUUUUGGGCUGGCAAGUGAGAGAGAGACUUCCUUGGGGAGAGGAAUUUGGCUGCUGGUGCCAGAGGAGCGUGAGCAGUGAGGGUGUGCCCAGCUCUGCAGGAGGGAGAAGGCCACUCUCAAGGCCAAGGCCUUUGUGGAGGAGGGAGGACUGGGCACCGGUCAGACCUGGGACUAGGGAAGAGCCUUGUUCUUCUUUCUCAGAGGGGACAAAGGGAUAUUCACUCUGCCUGAGCGACGCCAGGCUGUCACCUGCACGCCUGUCACAUCUCCAGCUCCUCAGGCACACCAUGGACUCAGCAGCCGAGGACAAAAUACAGCCCAUCCUUCUUCCUGGCUCUUCCUGUCCAGGGCCUGAGUGGCCAGAGCAGGAGAGGGCAGAACAGCUGGCUCGGGGCGCAGCACUCAAGUGGGCCUCGGGCAUCUUCUACCGGCCAGAGCAGCUGGCCAGGCUGGGCCAGUACCGAAGCCGUGAAGUGCAGCGUAACUAUUUCCUGGAAGCACGAAUUAAGUCGGUGGUGCAAUCAUACCUUGAAGGUGUACAGACUGGUGUGUGGCAGCUGACUCGAGCCCUUGAGGCUGUGCAGGGAACGCGUAAAGCCCUGAGCCAGGCCCGCCACUUACUCCAGGGUUUGUCUCAGACCUCACAAACCCUGGCACCCCUGAGGGAACAUGUCGUCCAGCACAGGCAACUUCAGGUCCUCACUCAGUUGCUGCCAAGACUACAAGCAGUGCCAGCUGCAGUGGCCCACACGCAGACCCUGAUUGAUGCUCAGCGAUUCUUGGAGGCGUAUGCGAGCCUACGGGAACUAGAACAGCUGCAAGAGGAGGCAUGGGUACCCCUAGGAGGGCUGGAGUUGCCAAUAUUCCAGGGACUGGGCCUCCUGGCUGAGGCGCUGUGCCAAGCUGUGGAGGCAGCUGUCGGGGCUGCAGGGCGACUAGCCCGGGAAGAUCCAGCCCUGCUGGUAGCUGCUGUUCGUGUGGCAGAGGCAGAGACUGAGCGUACAAUCCUGGGGCAGGCUCCCCGAGACUGGCGGCAGCGAUGUCUUCGGGCGCUACAGGAGGGCCUGCAACGGGCCCACUUCGCAUCACCUGCGCUGCCUGAGCCAGGGGCCCUAGCAGGGUGGCUCGAGGCGCUGCAGGUAGCUCUGCCUGCUGAGCUGGCCACAGCUGAGGCCCUAGUGGCGCCCUGCUGCCCACCAAACUACAAUGUGGUUCAGCUCUGGGCCCACACCCUGCACAGUGGCCUGCGCCGCAGUGUGCAGCAGCUCCUCUCAGGGCCUGAACUGGGAGCUGCCGACACGUUUGCCUUACUGCACUGGGCAUUGCAUGUGUAUAUGGGGAAGGAAAUGAUGGGGAACUUGGAACUGGGGCCUGAGGCCGAUGUGUCCCAGCUACAGCCCCUCCUGACCUCGGAGAACAUCGAGCAGCUGGAGACAGCAUUUGUGGCCCACGUCCAGGUAAGUGUGGCUCAGUGGCUGCAGAAGGCACUAGAUGGAGAGGUAGCUGAGUGGAGCAGGCAGCAGGAGCCCAACACAGACCCGUCUGGUUUCUACCAUUCACCAAUGCCAGCCAUUGUAAUGCAGAUCCUGGCUGAGAACAUUCAAGUGACCAGCCUGAUCAGUGACUCACUGCAUCGGCGGGUGCAUGACAUGGCACUGUCAGAACUGGGCGUGUUCUUGAGGAGCUUCAGCGAUGCUCUGAUCCGCUUCUCUCAGGACCAUCUCAGGGGAGAAGCCCCUCACUAUGUGCCCUACCUGCUGGCUGCCUUCAACCACCAGUCAGCACUGAGCUCUUCGUUAUCCGUCCUGCUGCCGGACGGGGAAACUUCAGGGGUCUUGGCUCCAAUACAAGCCGCGCUGGACGACGUACAGAAGAGGAUCUGCCGCCUGGUAUUGGAAGCACUGCAGGGUGAGCUCCAGCCCCUGUUCGCAUCUCUACCCUCGCGCCGGUGGCUGCUGAGUUCUGAGCUGCUGGACGGUGUGUGUGAACAGACGUCGCACUUCUGCCAGGAUUUCUGGCGUGUACGGAAGCCUGCUGUUCAGCUGCUGCUGGCGGAGGCGGAACGAACCGUGGUGUUGCAAUACCUGCGCGCGCUGAUGCAGGGCCGCCUAGUGUGCCGCGGUGCUGACGAGCGGACCCAGGCGGCUGAGCGUCUUGGGCACGAUGCUGCCCAGCUUAAGGAGCUUUUCCUGGGUUUGGGCCUAGAGGAGAGCACUCACUGCGCGCCGGUGCUGCUCGCGCUGCGGGAACUGUUCAGCCUCCACGACCCCACGCUGCUCGGCCUCGAGGUGGCAGGCCUGAGGCAAAAAUUUCCCGACGUGAGCGAGGACCAUGUCUCCGCCCUCUUGGACCUGCGUGGGGACGUGUCCCGAGAGCAUCGCCAGGCAGCACUCAGCUCUCUGCAGGCCGGCCCACCGCCCUCACCUUCCUCUGGCCGCCGUGCCCUCUUCAGCCUCGUACCGACGCCUACGCCCUCACUGUCCUCCUGCCUCCCCUCGGGUCCCUGCUCCUGACCCAUCUGUCUGCGCCUGGCCCCGCCCAUAGUGGGCUUCAGUUCGCGCUACCGCGGAGACUGGCGCGGAGACUGCGCAUCUUCGUGUGAGCGUGCGCGUGCCCGAGUGCGUGCGUCUUUGGCUCCAGC